AUGCAGACGCUAGUAGAAGGCCAGACACUGCUCCACGACGGCCGCUACCGCUUCUUGCGACGCAUCGGCAGCGGCACCUUUGCCGUCAUCAUGCGCGCUUUGGACGUGCAGCACGAGCGCCACGUGGCUAUCAAGUGCGUCCGCCAGCAAGAGCUCAACGCAUUGGGCGAGCGGGAAGCGGCCAUUCUGCGGCAGAUCAACGACCAGGACGCGGACGGAGCUUGUGCCGUGGUGCGUCUGCUGACCACGUUCGAGGAGCAAGGUCACUUUUGUCUCGUGCUGGAGCUCCUGGGGCCUCCUGUGCUCGAAGUGGGACGGUGGAGUCCGUGGCGUCACGCGCUCAGUGGAGCUCGAGCUGCUCCAAACCAGACACUGCAGCUCUUGAACCGCACGCGGCACUUGUCCGCUCCUGAUGGACUCGUAGCAAGCACGCAGCAGCGGAAGCAGGACGUGGAUGGACCUGACGUGGCUGGGUUGUUGGCACCACCUGUGUCGUUACUGGACAUACGGCAGAUGGCGGCGCAUCUCUGCGGAGCACUCGCGUUUCUCCAUGACCAGGGACUCAUCCACGCAGACGUCAAGCCAGAGAACGUGGUGCAGUCAAGUCCAGAAGCUCCACUGAGUCCGUCGGCGUCAACGUCGUUGCCGUGCUCGUCACCAGUCAAGUUGGUGGACUUUGGCAACUACUUGGGUGCAAACGAGCUAGCGGCGUAUGCUGACGCGGACGCUCGUGGCGGCUUUGACGUGCAGACCGUCACGUAUCGUGCUCCAGAAGUGGCAGCAGGUCUCUUGCUCUGCUCGGCCAUGGACAUGUGGUCGCUCGGCUGCCUCCUCUUGGAAUGCGUGUCAGGGAAACCGCUGUUCACACCGCCACCGCUCGAGACGUCGGUGCAAGAGCGAGCAGACGUCAUCAAGGUUGAGAACGCCCAUCUCUUGAAGCAGAUCGAGCGCAUCGUGACAAACGGAGUCCAGCUGGAUGCUACGUGCGCCCCGUAUCAGUCUUCUGCAUGGUAUAACGAAGAAGCCGCAGAGGAAUGCCAAAGGGUUGGCCAUGACAAGCAAGCGGAGACAUUGCAAGCACGUCUACAGGCCGCCGCUCCCGGGAACCACCAGCUUCACGACUUUAUUUGCAGUCUAUUGGACGUCAACCCCGCCACGAGAGUCACUGCAAAGCAAGCACUCUUUCAUCCCUUCCUGCAAGCCUUCUUCCCAUUCGAAACCGUGUUUGCUCGAUCGGAUGCUCGUCCAGCUAGCUCAGAACGUGAGACCAGUCUUCCUGCUGCAUCCGCAUCAACGGGAGCUGGCACACAGCGUAAGGCAUGGCGAUCUCGAUCACGCGAACUCGAGGAACAAAAGGCUUCUGACCGAGUGCGAAAGCGUCAAAGGUCAGCCAAAACGGUAACGUUAGCUCGCAGUAAGGACUUGCGUCAAGUGCUGAAGAUGAUACCGCGACACUGCUUGCCACUUCCGCCACGCUGA
Messenger RNA from Peronospora matthiolae, 1479 nucleotides. The record is from the annotation of a GenBank genome assembly. Lineage: Eukaryota; Oomycota; Peronosporomycetes; Peronosporales; Peronosporaceae.